UGUCAGAAAUUUGGACAAUACAACAAAGAUGAUCCCAACUCCUUCAGAUUGUCAGAAUCAUUUUCUUUGUAUCCCCAGUUCAUGUUCCAUCUGCGACGCUCCCCGUUCCUGCAGGUCUUCAAUAACAGCCCAGAUGAAUCUUCUUAUUACCGUCACCACUUUGCUAGGCAAGAUCUGACCCAGUCUCUCAUUAUGAUCCAGCCCAUCCUUUAUGCUUAUUCUUUCCAUGGACCUCCUGAGCCAGUGCUUUUGGACAGCAGCAGUAUUCUUCCUGACAGAAUCCUACUGAUGGAUACUUUCUUCCAGAUAGUUAUCUACCUUGGUGAGACUAUUGCACAGUGGCAGAAAGCUGGUUACCAAGACAUGCCUGAAUACGAAAACUUCAAGCACCUACUGCAAGCGCCGCUGGAUGACGCCCAGGAAAUCUUGCAGACUAGAUUCCCGAUGCCGCGUUACAUCCACACUGAACACGGAGGCAGUCAGGCCCGGUUCCUCUUGUCUAAAGUGAACCCUUCCCAGACCCACAAUAACCUCUAUGCCUGGGGACAGGAAUCGGGAGCUCCAAUCUUGACAGAUGAUGUUAGUCUCCAGGUAUUCAUGGACCAUCUGAAAAAGCUGGCAGUUUCAAGUGCAGCGUGACUUUGAUCUAACUGAGAAGCAAGAACAGAACAGUUACAUAGACCACGUUGAUGACAGAAGUGGAGCGAUUUAUUUACAUUUCCUUCUCUCUCUUUUAGACUAAGGUUUUUAAUUAUGAAAUAAAAUAUAUUUGGGGAGAGUUUUGUACUUGGCUCUUCUA
Molecule: messenger RNA, 799 nt
Organism: Balearica regulorum gibbericeps (East African grey crowned-crane)
Lineage: Eukaryota; Metazoa; Chordata; Aves; Gruiformes; Gruidae
Source: RefSeq, a predicted model, not a curated record